Messenger RNA from Vitis riparia (riverbank grape), 1710 nucleotides. RefSeq names its product transcription factor E2FC-like. NCBI's taxonomy places the organism in Eukaryota, Viridiplantae, Streptophyta, Magnoliopsida, Vitales, Vitaceae. Gene Ontology annotation, biological process: regulation of transcription by RNA polymerase II. Gene Ontology annotation, molecular function: DNA-binding transcription factor activity, RNA polymerase II-specific; RNA polymerase II cis-regulatory region sequence-specific DNA binding; protein dimerization activity. The record is from RefSeq and is a predicted model, not a curated record. Gene Ontology annotation, cellular component: RNA polymerase II transcription regulator complex. Bases 169 to 1518 code for a protein of 449 amino acids. The transcript is spliced from 14 exons.
GCAUGUGACACUUCCCGCUGUUUCGUGACGUUGUUAUUUAUUUUUAUUUUUCCUUUUGUGAGUUUUUGUUUUUCGCUUCAAUCCCGAUUUCGGGUUUCGGCUCUCUCCGUCUCUCUCUCUUGCAAGUGUUGCCGCCUCAAAGUAGCUUUCAGACUGAGGCACUCCCUCAUGGCUGUGUGGGGCGAUGAUCCAAGCCUUUCCAAUCAACAAUCUCGAUUUCAAUCCGACACUCGGAAUCCGUCUCUGAAUCCUUUCUUCCCUUCCUCUCAGCGGAAGCCUCAUCUUUUCCCUUUCUUUUCUUGUCCAAUGAACGACUCCUCUUUCGUCUCUGAUACUCGUACGCACUGCCAUAGCGACGACCGACAGUCUGCUUUUGUCAAGCUUCCGUUGAAGCAAACAAAUGAAAUAGACCAUUGCAAGGGUCAGACUAGUAGACAAGCCACUCUUGAUGGACAUGGUGAAGAAAUGAAAUUUCCUUCCCUUGAACCAGAGUCUUGUGUGGGUGGUAAGCAGCAACACAGUAAAUCAAAGGUGUCAAAAAAUGCCAAAUCUGGAGCUCAAAGAUCAAAUGCUGACUCCCCGAAUAUUCUGAAUCCAGUUGUUACUUGCCGUUAUGACAGUUCACUAGGCUUGUUAACAAAGAAAUUCAUUAGUUUGAUCCAGGAGGCUAAGGAUGGGACCCUUGAUCUAAACCGUACUGCAGAUGUCUUGGAGGUCCAAAAGAGGAGAAUAUAUGAUAUUACAAAUGUUCUUGAAGGAAUAGGAUUGAUUGAGAAAACUUCAAAGAACCAUAUUAGCUGGAAGGGAUUUGACAUGUCUGGGCCACAGAAGAUGGAUAAUGAAGUCACGAGAUUGAAGGCUGAAGUUGAAAGGUUAUAUGCUGAAGAAUGUAGACUUGAUGAUUGCAUAAGGGAAAAGCAGGAGCUUCUAAGGGCCAUAGCUGGAGAUGAAAAUUGUCAAAAGCACCUCUUUUUGACAGAAGAAGAUAUUACAACACUUCCUUGCUUCCAGAAUCAAACACUAAUUGCAAUAAAGGCUCCUCAAGCCAGUUCUGUUGAAGUUCCUGAUCCUGAUGAGGAUAUUGGUUUCUCACAAAGGCAGUUUAGAAUCAUUAUCAGAAGCACCACAGGACCAAUUGAUUUAUACUUGUUGAGCAAAUAUGAAGGCCAAUCUGAGGAUAUAACAGUCAGGAGAACUAAAUCACUGGAUUAUUCUGUGGAGGAUAGUGGCUGCAACAAACUUGAGGAUGCAGGUCCGUUCAGCUCACUGGGCUCAGAGGGAUCUGGGAUUCAGAAGAUUAUCCCAUCAGACUUUAAAAUAGACGAUGAUUAUUGGCUUCGAUCAGAUCCUGAAGUCAGCAUUACAGAUCUGUGGGCAAAUGAGGAUUGGGCCCAAGAAAAUGACAUCUUUCAAGAGGAUUCCAUAACGAGUGAUGCAUCCUUAGCUCAGACUCAACCAUCACUAAGGGGGAGUCUGAGUGAACCGGACAAGAACCAGGCAGUUGGUUGCUCAGGUUGAUACCAAGGGCAUUUUUCCCCCUUACAUUUGGAGUGUAAAGUUUGUAGCUAGAAGGGAGAUGGUUGUUCUAAUUAUGUUCAUAACUAAUAAUUAUUAGCUAACACCGGUGAAAAAAUUUUAUGCUACAAAAAUUUAUAGAUCAGCUUGCAUUGGAAUAAGAAUCCCAAUGAUAAAAGUUUUUGGGAUUAGUGA